GGCGCACGUCCUCUCGACUCUCACUCUCACACGCGAUCAGCGAAACUACCAAGAUGGAGCGGUUUCGCUCCAUCGACUGGGGCGCCUUGCGUCGCGACGCCCACAACGUGUUCACGAAGCUCAUCCGCACCCGAGACCCUCGCACCGGACAGGAGAUACCGGUGCCUGGACGACAACGGCUCACGAGAUGCCUAACGACCAUGGACCUGACGUCCUUGGGCGUGGGCUCGUGUGUGGGUACCGGCAUGUACCUCGUGGCGGGUAUGGUGGCCCGCAAGUUCGCUGGACCUGGCGUCGCGCUUUCCUUCAUCAUUGCUGCGGUCGCCAGUAUUUUCUCAGGUGCGUGCUACGCGGAGUUCGGCGUGCGCGUACCCAACACCACCGGCUCGGCCUACACCUACUCGUACGUCACCGUCGGAGAAUUCAUAGCCUUCGUCAUCGGAUGGAACAUGGCCUUGGAGUAUCUGAUUGGCACAAGUGCCUGCGCCCGCGCACUCAGCGCGUGUUUCGACGCACUCCUAGAAGGCUCCAUCACCAAGUACUUUGCUGCCAGAUUGGGCACCUUCUUUGGUAAACCCCUGGACUUUGUGGCCUUCGGCAUCACAAUCUUGAUGAUGCUGGUCCUCCUGGCCGGGGUGAAGAAGUCGCUGGUCUUCAACAACAUUCUCAACUCCAUCAACAUGAGCGUCUGGGUGUUCAUAAUGGGCGCUGGUGUCUUUUACGUGGACACUAAGAACUGGACGCAGCAUAAGGGCUUCCUGCCGAACGGAUGGGCCGGGGUAUUCAGCGGUGCAGCAACUUGUUUCUACGCGUUCAUCGGCUUCGACAUAAUAGCGACAACGGGCGAGGAAGCCCACAACCCCAAGAGAUCCAUUCCUCUGGCCAUCGUGCUCAGCCUGGCCAUCAUAUUGCUGGCCUACGUUAGCAGCUCCAUCAUGCUCACCUUGAUAGUGCCGUACGACGAGAUCGAUACCGAGUCGGCUCUCGUCCAGAUGUUCGCUCACGUGAACGCGCCGACGUGCAAGUACAUCGUGGCCCUGGGCGCGAUAUCCGGCCUCACUGUCUCCAUGUUCGGCUCCAUGUUCCCUCUACCGCGGAUACUGUAUGCCAUGGCGCAGGACGGACUAGUAUUCACGCAACUGGGUCAGAUAUCGGAAACCGCUGGCACGCCGGCAGUGGCGACGUUGUUCGGCGGAGUCACCGCUUCCUUCGUGUCCCUGGUCAUACAACUUGAGGUGCUGGUGGAAAUGAUGAGCAUUGGAACCCUCCUGGCCUACACGCUGGUGUCGACGUGCGUGCUGGUCCUCCGCUACCAGCCUCACUCCACCAACCUGAUCGAGCUGCUGCCGCACAGCCUGCGCACCCCCGUCGACCCACAUCCCACCGCAGACACUGUAUUCGCCGGUGGAUCAACUCACAUAAUGACGACGGGCCAGCGCGUGAUGGUGCGGCGAGUCACCCGCAGCUCGCCCGACUCCGACGACUCGAUACAGGGUGACGAGAGCGAGGAGUACGGCCGAGACGACACCUACCUCAUGAAUACCAACGCGGAGAACAAGUUCUAUGUACCCGGCAGCUGUUCAGCGCCGUCUCGCUGCAGCCGGAUCUUCGACGCGGUGUAUCGACGGCUCCAGACGGUCUCCUACCUCUGCCCCGGCCUGCUACCCUGGGUUGACCUUGGUCCAGCCACCGAGGAGAGUGGUAUGUACGUGAUCAAGGCGGUGGGCGUGAUGUACGCACUCAUCGUGGUAUUCGACCUGUUCGCGGCGUACGGCAGCCCCGGCGAGUGCACCUUCACCGCGGUGGUCAUGACGCUGCUCUUCCUCGCCAUCCUGAUCAUCCUGCUCGCCAUCUCCCGCCGCCCGCAGAACCGUGCCGGGCUCGUGUAUGCGGCUCCGGGCCUGCCGUUCGUGCCGGCGAUCGCCGUGACGGUCAACAUCUACCUCAUCCUCAACCUUUCCGUGCUCACACUCAUCCGCUUCACCGUGUGGAUGGCUAUUGGUCUAGUGGUAUACUUCAAGUACGGCAUCAAGAACUCCAAGCUGGAGACCACCGAGACUCCCCCCGAGCAGCCCCCCCCACCGAACCCGCUGAACCGCACCACCAUCCCCCCUCCCCCACCGCCCGCCACACACGGUGACAGGAAUAUCUUCGAGGGCGAUGGAAAUGGGAUGUACAGCGGACAUGGGGGUGACGUGUACUCUGACCCGCUAAUGGCGUGGCACACGGCGGAGCUGCAGCCGGCACCCUCCACCAACACGUACAAGCAGGUGGAGACCAGGUACAACACUAAAACAAACUCGACGAGCUCGCACGCGUCGAGUCGCCCGCCGUGGGCCUACCCCGGCAACCUCUACGACAACUGGGACGACUAGGAAGUAAACACUUCUACCCAUCCAUACACCGUAAUGGGACGACUAAAACCGCCACCCACUAUCAACAUACCCCAAUCUUAAUGGGACGACUCAGCCCAACACGGUUUACCAGUAACCCAACCAGUCUCACUUUCAAUGUUCUGGAUUUAGCUGUAGCUGGGACGACUGAGCAGUGAGCAGUAAGCCACAACCCUCGUAUCAUCAAUUCUGAUAAACAGAAAUUAAUACAUACUUAACUUCGAUUUAGUUUUGGUCCUGACUCCUAUCUAACAGUAUAUUUUAAUAUUCAUCAAACAUAAUUUGAUUAGUAAUUUGAACGUCAAAUGUUUCUAAGUUUUAAGUGAACACCAUUUUGUAGUAAUAUUAUACCGAGACUUUUUUAUUAUUUAGCAUAAUCAUUGUAUUGAAAUACCUGCGUUAGCUAACUAUGAUGGUGACUGUUAAGUUUGAAAUGGUAAUGACCAACUCAUA
Messenger RNA from Aricia agestis (brown argus), 2846 nucleotides. RefSeq names its product probable cationic amino acid transporter. The record is from RefSeq and is a predicted model, not a curated record. Gene Ontology annotation, biological process: transmembrane transport; amino acid transport. Gene Ontology annotation, cellular component: plasma membrane. The transcript has 18 exons. Lineage: Eukaryota; Metazoa; Arthropoda; Insecta; Lepidoptera; Lycaenidae. Bases 54 to 2375 code for a protein of 773 amino acids. Gene Ontology annotation, molecular function: amino acid transmembrane transporter activity.